AUGACGGCGCUCUCUGCACUCAUAUCCUUGCUUUGGCACGUUGGACAAGCGGCGCUCACCGUCUCUCCAUUCAUCGUCAUCAUCGGGCUGACCAGAACGCCUAGGAAUGCCGUCUACAUCACGCCCGAGACUCUGGUGCUCAUAACCGUCUCUUAUGCGCUCAGAUACGGAGAUGACGCAUCCCGCCAUCUGUUUGCUUUGGGGCAGCUGGGUGCGGGCUUGUACCUCGUAGGCAUGGCUGUGGCAUCGGCCAUGGCAUUUCGCAUCCGCGCUCGCGUCAGCAUGCCCAAGACUCAGGCCAUCCCAGUUCGAACCUCUGCCGACAACGUCAGCACCGAGGAUGACGCGCCUCCUCCUGCCAACAAUCGCAUCUCCCAACAGCUCAACAAGAACAGCAUAGUCUGCAUUCUGUGCUAUCUCGGCGGCAUUCUGAUCCAUAACUCUACCGUCGCUCUCUUUGGCUGGCUUGGCAUACGCUUGUUCGGGACUCCGAAACCCUUAAGUGCCAUCUGGCUCGAACACUGGUCUGUCUCCGUAUCAGCGCUCCAGAUCGUCGCCUUGUGGCCACAGUAUGAGCUCAUGAUUCAGAUCAACAAGGCGAAAGCAAGCUUGCCGCAUCCAGAUCUCCCGCUGCCAGAGGGUCUCAGUCAGGACGAGCAAAGCAGAAGAUUCGAAGCGCCAAAAAUGCUCUGGGCUUUCCUGGUGGCAUUUCAGGGUGGAACGGCGAUCAUGUUCCCCAGCUUGUUGAUGCAGGGGAUCGAGGCCAAAGGGCGUGACGAUCCGCUGGUGGUCACGACCACGAUAGCAGCCUUCCAUAUGAUCGUACUUCUAGGGCUCGUCGCAAGGCUCAAGAUCCUGCCGCCGGGACGGCUCAUUACGUCCGAGGAAGCACAAGCGGCCGACCAAGAGGCUGGCAUCAGGCUCGGAUAA
Molecule: messenger RNA, 930 nt
Organism: Moesziomyces aphidis
Lineage: Eukaryota; Fungi; Basidiomycota; Ustilaginomycetes; Ustilaginales; Ustilaginaceae
Source: the annotation of a GenBank genome assembly